Sphaeroforma arctica JP610 is the source of this 282-nucleotide messenger RNA. RefSeq lists its product as hypothetical. The record is from RefSeq and is a predicted model, not a curated record. Gene Ontology annotation, molecular function: protein phosphatase activator activity. The transcript has 2 exons. NCBI's taxonomy places the organism in Eukaryota, Ichthyosporea, Ichthyophonida. Gene Ontology annotation, cellular component: cytosol; nucleus; protein phosphatase type 2A complex. Gene Ontology annotation, biological process: protein dephosphorylation; signal transduction. The coding region runs from base 1 to 282 and encodes 93 amino acids.
AUGAAGAUGCGCGAGUGCUGUAUCUGCUUCGACUUCUCAGAUCCGUUGCAAGAUCUGAAGGGCAAGGAGAUCAAGCGUACAAUGCUUAACGAGAUUGUGGACUACAUCAGCGUCAAUCGUGGUGUCAUCACAGAGGCCGUCUAUCCCGACAUAAUAAACCUGUUUGGGUACAAUGUAUACAGAACACUUCCUCCGUCCCAAAAUCCUUCGGGAGAGGCGUUUGACCCGGAAGAAGACGAGCCGGUUCUCGAAUCGUCAUGGCCCCAUCUACAGGUCAGUUAA